AUGGAAGCUGGUGCUGGGAGCGACCUUUGUGAACCCAACUCUCCGGAGGGAAGCGAUCUUCAUGAGGACGAAGACGAUUCUAUAGCCAUCGAGGUAGCAAAUACAUUCGAUUCAACGAAUGAUGACGAUGCAACCGUUCUCACCGACAACGGACCCUAUCGCCACCGUCAUCCUGGGGAACUGGCUCAACAAUACAUGAACUCUUCAUUCUAUCGGCCCAAUCUAGAUUGGAGACUUCCUCCAUCACGAUCCUAUUAUCCUAAUUGGCAUCAUUAUCCACCACGCCACUAUCUCCCGCCGCCGCCGCCCCCUCCAGUUCGAGAGGGAGAUAUAUUUCAGUCAUAUCAUACCGCCACUGCUGUGCGACCAGAACAUAGGCAUCACCACCAACAGCAAAGCAGCAACGAAUCGGAAGUGCCUCUUUCUCCACCAGCUUAUCGACCAACCUUUCCCGAGCAGCCUCAUAACUUUGGCUUUCCGCGGCAGCUAAAGUGGCCACCAGAAGCUAGCCCUCAUGGAAGCAACCAGCACUUUCCACGAGACUACGCCUACCAUCCCAUUAGUCAUUUAACGCCACAACAAGGAAAUUCCGAUACCAGUCAGGGAAGCCAAACUCCUACGUCCCAACAAGAAGAUGAUAAUGUUUCAACAACAGAGUUCUCUGGACGAAGAUUCAUUCCAACCGACAUCCCACCACCACCACCUCCUCCUUUAUAUCUUCCUCCACCACCACAACCGCCCAUACCACCGCCACCACCUGCGCCCACUCAAGCAGCACCAACUCGAGCGCCCACGCAAACAUCUACCCCAGCACCCAAUGCGCUCAGUGUCCAAAAGAUAAAAAAGCUGCACAAGGGAAGCCAAGGAGUAUACAUUUGGGAAACAUUUGAUUGUGAUAUUCUUUGCGGACGAGGCGUUCGAACCUCGCAUCAGUGGGGAAAUAAAAAUUUCAAGCAGCUUGUGAAGGACCGCCAAGUGGAAUAUCUUGCUUGUCAUCGAAAUGAUAAGUCUCGUCUAUCCAAUGAAAUCAUGGACGUUAUUAAGUCCUACAAUGGCCGCUUUCUCCGCCGAGUCAAGGUUCCUGACCGACAGGAACGCUAUGCAUGGGUGGAGUUGUCGGCUCAACGAGCCUAUGAAAAGGUAUGUCAGGCAUUGCGGGACGGAGGGCCUGAGAUUCGAGAAGCCAUGAAGGCCAUGGGAAGGAAUGGUCGGGCUAUAGGAGGUUCUGUGGAGAAGGAAAACGUUGCUAAUGGCAAGCACGGAUAUACCUUGUGA
This is a messenger RNA of Cylindrotheca closterium, 1275 nucleotides long. Lineage: Eukaryota; Bacillariophyta; Bacillariophyceae; Bacillariales; Bacillariaceae. The record is from the annotation of a GenBank genome assembly.